Micromonas pusilla CCMP1545 is the source of this 339-nucleotide messenger RNA. RefSeq lists its product as uncharacterized. The record is from RefSeq and is a predicted model, not a curated record. Bases 1 to 339 code for a protein of 112 amino acids. The transcript has a single exon. NCBI's taxonomy places the organism in Eukaryota, Viridiplantae, Chlorophyta, Mamiellophyceae, Mamiellales, Mamiellaceae.
AUGGAGAACGCGGCGAAGGCGAGGAUGGGCGCGGUGCCGAGCGAUCUCGCCGGGGGGCUAUCCGGCGCGGGCGCUGGCGUGAGCGGGAACAAACAGAUCGGGCGGUUCUUCGACAACCAAGGGCGGUUCAUCAACCCGGCGGGCGGGUUCAAUCCCUCGGGCGCGCCGCGGCGGAUACCGAAAGAGCACGGGCAGUGGGGGGAUUGGGAGUGCGACGCGUGCGGGGGGCACAACCGAAAGAACCGGCAGUCGUGCUUCACGUGUUUCGUCCCGAAGCCCCCGGACGCGAAGGCGGCGGUGUACACCUCCUCGGUGGGCGGGCGGAAGCUGAAGGAUUGA